ACUGCGCAGCCUCGAGCGGCAGCAGACUCAGACACCCUAUCAUGGCGCUGUCCGUGCAGCAGCAGGCGCUGGUGUCAGUGGCGUUGGUGCUCUGCGCCUUCGUGGCUAUGCCCCGGAUGCUCGGCGGGCGGGCGGGUCGCGCCGGCCCCUCUCAGCCGCGACCAGGUGGUCCUGAGGGUGGUCAUCAAUCUCACAUGAACCCAGGAAGUUCUGAAAGUAAAACACACCAGAGCUUUCAGCAGAUGAGGAAUGCAAUGGGAAAGGAAAUGAAGAGUGAGAGAACUAGAGGAAAUGGCAGAGAUAUAGCUUUUACUCUUAUGCCCUUGUAUGCUAUUGGUGUGGGGAUGUUUGCAGCAUAUAAAUUUGUAAAGUUACGCAGCAGCAAUAAUGAGUUCCAUCAAGGAAAACACACAAUGAAAUCUCAAGAAGAAAGUUCAUCUCAGAAAGAUGAGACUAUAGAAGAUAAGGCAAAAGAAACAGAGCAUCAGCUUUUGGAAUUGGAGCAGCAUCUAGCACAGACAGAAAAAAUGUUAAAUUCUUUACUGACUCAGUUGGACCCACUGUCAAACUGCGUAAAUGCUUUGGCUUGUGAACAGAAAGAUGAAAUAGUGACACAACUUCGGUCUAUUAGACAGUUGAUGAAAGAAAGUGGACUGGAUAAAUCAGAAAUAAAGCUAAAAGGUGACAAUCACACAUGUAAUGAGAAACUUGAAGAUCUUAUUAAUUCAUUUGGUGAACACCUUCAAGAGGAAGAAGUAGAUGACAAUGAAGAUUAUAAUAAUGAAGAUCUACUUGAAGAUACUGAUGAUAAUUACAGAAUGGAAGAGCCUGAACUAUGUGGUAACAAAUUAACAGUUAGUCAGCUCAUCAAAUCAGAUGUGGUAGAAGUUCGAGAUAUAAAUAAAGAUGUGUUAGAACCAGAAGAGACCAUAUUGAGGAGACGCAAUAGAUAUGAAUGACAAAUACAUUUAUAAAACAUUUGAAAGUUUUAUGAAUUGUUGCAAAACCUUGUAUGCACUUUUAAAACGUUCUGAAACAAAAUCUUAUGUCACUGUAAUAUAUUCUUUUAAAAUUGGGGUGAAAUCUUGGCUCCAUCAAAGGCUAUGGAAGUAUUGCCACUGAUUUUAGUGGUAAUAGAAUUUCACCCAGGAUGUUUACAUAUUUUUCUUAUUUAUUUUUCCUAUAGAAAAUAUUUCUGUAUUAUCUGUAUAUAAUGCACUGAAAUUACAUGUGGUGUUUUUUAGGAAAGCCUCAGGAUGUCUUAUAAUGAAAACUAAGAGUAAUGGAUAAUUCAUAAUGGUUAUUUUUACUUGUAGUAAUCUUAGCUUAGUGCAUCAAUGUCCAUUUCUAGUGUUUAUUAAAGCACACAGAAAUUGAGGAGUUCACAUAAUCUCUGCAUAGAGUUUAGGUGCUGAAGGGAGUUUACAAGAGUUUAUAGUUAAAAUUAGCUUUAUUUCAAUAAACCCUAUGGACAUGA
Messenger RNA from Alligator mississippiensis (American alligator), 1477 nucleotides. RefSeq names its product coiled-coil domain containing 107 (gene CCDC107). The record is from RefSeq and is a predicted model, not a curated record. Bases 42 to 959 code for a protein of 305 amino acids. Gene Ontology annotation, biological process: protein localization to cell surface; synaptic transmission, cholinergic. Lineage: Eukaryota; Metazoa; Chordata; Crocodylia; Alligatoridae. Gene Ontology annotation, cellular component: neuronal cell body; neuron projection; intracellular membrane-bounded organelle. The transcript has 7 exons.